AUGGCAAAAAAGCAUAUUUGGAGGCUUCAACUUCCUAGACUCCACAGGCGCAGGGUCUUCCUUCUUCGUUCGUUGGUCACAUAUUUCAUCAUUUUGCCUGUGGCACUUUGGCUGUUCCUGAUCCUCACCUCAGUAGCCAGGUUUCCUGCUCAGUUGCGAGAUGCGAAACUGGCUUUGGUGGUCGUCGCCCACCCUGAUGAUGAGUCUCUGUUCUUCGGGCCCACAAUCCUAAGCUUGACCCAGCGUAGGGCUCCAGGCCUCCAGACAGGAUUGUUGGUUCUUUCCUCAGGUUGUCCUCUUCAGCUUCUCAAGAUUUUAUCCCAGCAACUGACCCACUUUGGCUUGAUAGGUGAUGACGACGGGAAAGGUCACAUUCGGAAGGCUGAAGUCAAAGCUGCUUGUGCCGUCUUGGGCAUUCUUAAGCACCAUUGCGAAGUCUUGGAAAUGCAGGACCUGCAGGACGACCCGCAACAAACCUGGCCUCCCGAAACUGUUGGUGCAGUUGUGAGAUAUUAUGUGUCGCGUUGGAGGGCUGACGCGAUCAUCACUUUCGAUAACACAGGCGUUUCUGGACACGAAAAUCACAUCAUGGUCAGCGACGGUGCUCUGAAAAUCUUCGCACCUACAAAGCCUAACAUACCGGUCUACACGUUGACAACAACAAACGUUAUGCGAAAAUACAGUCUUUUAGGCGAUCUGCCACUAACCUUCCUGAAGCUCGUCAUGGAGGGGAUGUUUUCUGGACAAAGCGGACACUCCGCCCUCUUCUUGAAUUCAUUUCCAAUGUGGUGUCGUGGAGUGACAGCUUUCACGCGACAUUCUAGCCAGUUCAGCUGGGGCAGAUAUUUUUACGUUGUACUGAGCAGGUACAUGUGGAUCAACGACUUGGAGCUCGCUCGAGCUCCGGAAUGA
Messenger RNA from Exophiala spinifera, 912 nucleotides. RefSeq lists its product as uncharacterized. NCBI's taxonomy places the organism in Eukaryota, Fungi, Ascomycota, Eurotiomycetes, Chaetothyriales, Herpotrichiellaceae. The transcript is spliced from 3 exons. Bases 1 to 912 code for a protein of 303 amino acids. Gene Ontology annotation, molecular function: N-acetylglucosaminylphosphatidylinositol deacetylase activity. The record is from RefSeq and is a predicted model, not a curated record. Gene Ontology annotation, biological process: GPI anchor biosynthetic process. Gene Ontology annotation, cellular component: endoplasmic reticulum.